Fragaria vesca subsp. vesca is the source of this 1687-nucleotide messenger RNA. RefSeq lists its product as uncharacterized. Gene Ontology annotation, cellular component: membrane. The record is from RefSeq and is a predicted model, not a curated record. Gene Ontology annotation, biological process: phospholipid biosynthetic process. The transcript is spliced from 19 exons. NCBI's taxonomy places the organism in Eukaryota, Viridiplantae, Streptophyta, Magnoliopsida, Rosales, Rosaceae. Gene Ontology annotation, molecular function: phosphotransferase activity, for other substituted phosphate groups. The coding region runs from base 139 to 1308 and encodes 389 amino acids.
UCGCCUUUGUCUCUCCUUUUGUGCCGUUUAUAUUAAGUUUCGAUUGAAGACACUCUGUUCCUCUGUCUUGCGCGAUCUCUACCCACUCCAACAAGGUUGUUCUGUGAAACGAAAAAGGAAGAGCUUGAUUUGGAAUAAAUGGGGUAUAUUGGGGCACAUGGUGUGAAUGCCUUGCAUAAAUACAAGUAUAGUGGUGUAGAUCACUCCUUAGUAUCCAAAUAUGUCUUGAAUCCCUUCUGGACUCGCUUCGUGAAUUUCUUUCCCCUAUGGAUGCCGCCCAACAUGAUUACACUUACAGGGUUCAUGUUCUUACUCACAUCUGCACUGCUUGGCUACAUAUAUUCACCAAGAUUGGAUUCAGCUCCUCCUAGAUGGGUCAAUUUUGCUCAUGGAUUGCUACUUUUCCUAUACCAGACCUUUGAUGCUGUUGAUGGGAAGCAAGCCAGACGAACAAAUUCCUCAAGUCCACUUGGGGAACUGUUUGACCAUGGAUGUGAUGCACUUGCAUGUGCGCUUGAAGCAUUGGCUUUUGGGAGCACUGCAAUGUGUGGAACAAACACUUUCUGGUUCUGGGUGAUUUCAGCUGUUCCAUUUUACUUUGCAACUUGGGAGCAUUACUUUACCAAUACCCUAAUUCUUCCUGCCUUGAAUGGGCCCACAGAGGGUCUCAUGCUGAUAUAUUUGAGUCAUUGUUUCACAGCAUUUGUUGGUUCUGAGUGGUGGGCUCAACCAUUUGGCAAGUCUUUGCCUAUUCUGAGUUGGAUCCCUUUUCUAAGUGAAAUUACGAUGUCCAACGCUGUGUUGUUACUAAUGAUAGCUUUCGCUGUUCUCCCAACCGUAACAUUCAAUGUUAUGAAUGUUUAUAAGGUCGUCCAGGCACGGAAAGGCAGCAUGCUAUUGGCACUGGCAAUGCUUUAUCCUUUUGCUGUUCUUUUGGGAGUAGUUUUGGCAUGGGAUUAUUUGUCACCAGCAGGCAUCAUGAAGAACUAUCCACAUUUAGUCAUAAUGGGAACUGGGCUUGCUUUUGGGUACCUUGUGGGAAGAAUGAUUCUUGCUCACUUGUGUGAUGAGCCAAAGGGCUUGAAAACUGGAAUGUGCAUGUCAUUGUUGUACCUCCCAUUUGCCAUUGCAAAUGCACUCACGGCUAGGCUGAAUGAUGGUGUUCCAUUGGUUGAUGACAGUUUGGUUCUCCUCGGUUACUGUGCAUUUACAGCGGCACUCUAUCUUCAUUUUGCAACAUCAGUCAUUCAUGAAAUCACGACAGCCUUGGGAAUCUAUUGCUUCAGGAUAACUAGGAAAGAAGCUUGAGUUCUGGUUGUGUUUGACUUGUGGGGCUGUUCUCUUCCCAUUCAUUUCAUCCUUUUAUAUGUAAGUGUAGUAUGAUUCAUUGCGGGAGAUUGUUGUGCUUUGUGUUAGAAAUGCAUACGUUGCAUUCGUUCUCUGAUGUUUGUAAACGUCUUUCAGUUCUGCCAGCAACUCAAGAGUGAUGCGGGUCAAGUAUUUCGUCAAUAUAGCUUUUGUAUAAGAAGUUUAGUAACGGAUGCAUUGAUCAAGGUCCAAUUUAUUUUCAUUCUACUGUUGUACUAGAUUGUUUGGUUGACUUUCAGAAUAGAGUAGAGCAUAUAGGCACGAUUCUUGUUCAGUUGCGUCAUUUGAAAUUUAUAAAAUAGAUGUUUGAAGUUUCAAU